AAGCCCCACCGAUGCUACAGAGGACCCCGCCGCUGAACCGACGUUGUUUCUAUCAGGUUCACCGCGAGCACUCUCCUGGGUAUUAAUUCCUGUCUGAUCCCUCUUCUUUUCUUUCUCCUACAUUUAUCCCAUUCAAAAGGUAUAUACACGCAUUUCUGUUUCCACUUAACCCAGUACUGACAACCAUAGUUCAUCAUGUCUCUCAGCAACAAGGUCGCCAUCACAGACGUUGACCUCAAGGACAAGCGCGUCCUCAUCCGGGUCGACUUCAACGUCCCCCUCGACGCCAACAAGAACAUCACAAACAACCAGCGUAUCGUCGGUGCCCUCCCCACCAUCAAGUACGCCGUCGAGAAUGGCGCCAAGGCCGUCAUCCUCAUGUCCCACCUCGGCCGUCCCGACGGCAAGGUCAACCCCAAGUACAGUCUGAAGCCCGUUGUCUCUGAGCUCGAGAAGCUCCUGGGCCGCAGCGUUGUCUUCGCUGAGGACUCUGUUGGCAAGGAGACCGAGGAGACCGUCAACAAGGCCUCUGGUGGUCAGAUCGUUCUGCUUGAGAACCUCCGUUUCCACGCUGAGGAGGAGGGUAGCUCCAAGGAUGACCAGGGCAACAAGAUCAAGGCCGACAAGGAGAAGGUCGCUGAGUUCCGUAAGGGAUUGACUGCUCUCGGUGACGUUUACAUCAACGACGCUUUCGGUACCGCUCACCGUGCCCACAGCUCCAUGGUCGGUGUCGACCUCCCCCAGAAGGCCUCUGGUUUCCUGGUCAAGAAGGAGCUUGACUACUUCGCUACCGCUCUGGAGAAGCCUCAGCGCCCCUUCCUUGCUAUCCUUGGUGGCGCCAAGGUCUCUGACAAGAUUCAGCUGAUCGACAACCUGCUCCCCAAGGUCAACAGCCUCAUCAUCACCGGUGCCAUGGCUUUCACCUUCAAGAAGACCCUUGAGGGCGUCAAGAUCGGAAACUCCCUCUUCGACGAGGCCGGCAGCAAGAUCGUCGGCGAGAUCACCGAGAAGGCCAAGAAGCACAACGUCGAGAUCGUCCUCCCCGUCGACUACGUCACGGCUGACAAGUUCGCCGCCGACGCUAAGACCGGCUAUGCCACUGACGCCGACGGUAUCCCCGACGGCUACAUGGGUCUCGACGUUGGCGAGAAGAGUGUCGAGCUGUACAAGAAGACCAUUGCCGCUGCUAAGACCAUCCUGUGGAACGGUCCCCCCGGUGUCUUCGAGUUGGAGCCUUUCGCCAACGCUACCAAGAAGACUCUCGACGCUGCUGUCGCUGCUGCUCAGGCCGGCACCAUCGUCAUCAUCGGUGGUGGUGACACUGCUACCGUCGCUGCCAAGUACGGUGCCGAGGAGAAGCUGAGCCACGUCUCCACCGGUGGCGGUGCUUCGCUGGAGCUCUUGGAAGGCAAGGACCUGCCUGGCGUUGCUGCCCUGUCGAGUAAGUAAAUGAGUACCCUGUAAGAAGGGGUUUUGGAAAUCUAUCUGGCUAUUUAACCAGUCCUGUUUUGGCAUAACUUAUAUACCCCGAAAUAGGGGAUGAUGGUUCAUGAAUGUAAUGUACAAGAAAAUUCAGAUUAAUUAAACGAAACUAUAAAAACAUUUGAAAUGGGAUUCUAAUACAAGGUGAUAUUAGAAGCGGGCCCCAAGCUCUGAGCUUGAUACGAUAUCAACCUUAUCCUAUAGACCAGCAUAUAACGAGUAAUCAGCACAUACAUGUACUUGAUGACGGUUCAUUCAUUAACAAUCAAUAAUGAUUCGUAGCAUAUAGUAAAGUACCGCACCAGCCACAGCCUUGCUCUACGACAGUAGCCGUAUCGCCAGCAGACAAACAGUUUCUGCAGGGCACAACACACCCAAUACAGCCUUUUCUAUCUGUAUGUAGAUCAAUCCCCUCACUCAAUAUUCAGCA
Molecule: messenger RNA, 1912 nt
Organism: Aspergillus glaucus CBS 516.65
Lineage: Eukaryota; Fungi; Ascomycota; Eurotiomycetes; Eurotiales; Aspergillaceae
Gene: pgkA
Product: phosphoglycerate kinase pgkA
Exons: 3
Coding region: 196-1449 (417 amino acids)
Biological process (GO): gluconeogenesis; glycolytic process
Cellular component (GO): cytosol
Molecular function (GO): phosphoglycerate kinase activity; ATP binding; ADP binding
Source: RefSeq, a predicted model, not a curated record